This is a messenger RNA of Tetrahymena thermophila SB210, 7512 nucleotides long. RefSeq names its product transmembrane protein, putative. The transcript has 24 exons. The record is from RefSeq and is a predicted model, not a curated record. Lineage: Eukaryota; Ciliophora; Oligohymenophorea; Hymenostomatida; Tetrahymenidae.
AUGAAUUUUCAUUCUUAUUUGUCACUCAAACCUAUAAUAAUUCUUAUAAUUGUACAUUAAAUGCUCAGUUUUUUUAGAAUUGUUUUGGCUGAUGGGACUUGCUCUUAAACAGGUUGCAUUUCAUGUCCUCAUGGAUAAGAAGCUUGUUAUUAGUGUACUACGAGUUUUGUAUUAAUAAACUAUAAUUGCUUACCUAUCGCAGCUUAAUCUGUAAUCUCCUACUUUGCAGUCCAAGAUGGAAAAGGAUAGCUGGUUUAGUACUCUGAAAUUUGCCCCGAAGAAACAAGUUACAUCGAUGACUCAGUAACUCCAUCUCUUUGCAUUCCAUGUCCUAGUUAAUGUGAUGGUUGCUUUCUACAUGGAUCCAGAAAAGUGUAAUGCUGGGACUGUGCUUAGGGAUAUUAUAUGUAAAAUUCAUUAAAUUAUUAAGAAGCAGACAGAUAUAGUUCUUCAUGGAAUCCAACUUGUGUUCAAAUAAAUUAAGCACAAACGUUAAAUUUAGUAAUCACAAUCACUACUACAGUUUAAAACGCUGAGCUUUAAUCAAUUCCUAAUUACAAUUGUGCUAGUCAAUCUUUAACUUUUGGCAGUUUCUUCACUGCACUAUUAUUUGUUGAAAAUGUGUGCUCUCAAAAGUAUAGCUAAGGACAACUUACAUUUACCUUUUAGAACGGUAAUCAUUUUAUUAUGAUAGAUAAUGUUGCCUACUCUGGUAAAGAAACUGAUCCUGACUUUGUUUUCGAAUUUUUCAGAAAUUCUAAUUAUGAUAUAACUAUCAAUUCUGCUUCAAGUAAAAACUAGGUGAUUCUAUACUGGAGAACUGAAAAAAUUAGAUUUUAUAUCUUUGGUACUUUGAAUUUAUCAGGAGUUACAAUUGAUGGAAGUGAAAACAAACUUUAUUCUAAUUUGAGUGAUCCAUCUAAAUGCUUCACAUAAAGAAACUUAUGCUGCAAUGGAGCUACACCUCAAAAUUAUGUAUGUAAUAAUGGUCCAAAAAGAUAAUAUAGAGCGACUGGAAAAACUUAUCAGCCUGAUGCUGUUGGUAUGGGUUUAUUUAAUUUUAUGUCUUCUAAAAGAUACACAGAUACUGUCAUACCUUCUAUAACAAUUAAUGCUGUUGAUGUACGCAAUAUGAUGAUGUUUUAUCCAGACGGUAUAAGAUAUUUCAUAAAAAUCCAUUCUAACUAUGGUUUUAUCAGCUUAAGUAAUGUUAAUGUAGAUAAAUAUUAUUUCACUGGAGGUUUAAUCUCUAAUUAUAGAUAUGUAUAACCUAAAAGAGAAUCUUAUAGUUAUAUCGAUUAAGACAUUGGAUUAUAAAGGAGAACUGAUUGUAGGAUGCAAGUUGCAAAUUUAAAAUAGGGGACUUUUUGUCUUCUCAUAUAUUUAACAUCUUCAACUUUUCAAAACUAUAACUAUGAAAAAUAUACACGUUUAUUUUUAGAUUAUACUGAUAAUCCAAAAUUUAUAGAGAGUUAUACCCUACAUCUGUUUUCCACUUUAGCUUCAGUUAAUAUCUCGUAAAGUAAAUUCCUUAAUGCAAUGGUAUCUUCAACUAUGGUUGAUGCUGACAAAGAAUUUUUUAUAAGUUCUUAGGUUAUGUAGUGCAAAAAUAGUUAUGAUUAAAGCUCAGAAAGUGACUUAUUAAAGUCAUCUUAUCUUAAAACAAAUCCCAAUCAGCACUUUGAUUAGGAUAAAAUCUCUUAACACACUUAAAUGCUUGGUUCGCACAUCGUUUGGUAAUACAUUAAAGGAAAAUUAUUAAUGGAUACUAAUACAUUCGAUUCGAAUAUAGGCUACUAAAAUCCUGCUAUUUCAAUGAUGGGUUAUUCCUAAUAUAUGGGAGCAAGUUUAUAAACCUCAUAUAUAAUACUUGAUUCAAAUGGUAACUUUGCUUAUGUAGCAAAUGCUGUUAUAUUUAUACAAAAUAGUAUAUUUACCAAUAAUUUUGCGUUUGUUGCAAACAGCGUAAUGUCUUUUUACUAAAAUUAAAAUUCUAAGCCUUUUAAUACUGGCUAUAUGAGUUGUAUGGGAAUGAAGUUUCUAUCUAAUACAUUUUAGAAUAAUUUAGGGUGUCCUACAAGCUAUUUUGUUGUUAGUAUAAAUUGCAGAUUCUAAACUUUAACUUCAUCAUUUGCUAAUAAUUGGUACUAAGAACUUAAUCCAACAAAUACUUAGUAAGAAAAUAAUGAUCUUCUCACAUAAGUUGUAUUUAGGUCUAAUAAAUUCAUACAAAAUUAUGCAAUUAUAUCAAAUAGUCUUUUUAUAACUGGUGCUAGAGAUAUUAACAUUGACUAAAAUACUUUUGAUAGUAAUGGAGUAUUGAUAGAUUAAACCAAAGGCUAGAUUAACACUAAUAACAACCCUUACAUUAAUAUAGUAAAUUACAAUAAGGCUACUUAUCCAUACUUUAAUACUAAUUGGAUGACUGAAUCAUCAGCUUUAUUCUUGCAAUAUCCUGUUUCAACUUUUAUAACAAACAACAUAUUCACUCAGAAUUGGGCCUUAUCUAGUGGUGAUAGUUAUAUUGGUUAAUCAGUUAUGCUUCAUAAAAUAGUUUCUGUUACUGAUGUUAAAAUUUACAAUAAUUAAUUUUUAAACCACAACGGACUACCUUCAAGUUUUAUUACUCAAGGCUCUUAAAUAGGAUAAGCUUACUCAACUCUGCCAAUAAUUUCAGUGAAUUUGUAUACAAAUUACCAUCUUGCUAAAUCAAUUAGUGUUGCUAUACAAAUUGAUUUCUAUUAGAAUACUUUUGCAAACAACUAAUACAAAAUUAAUACUAAUAAUGUAGAUACACAAAAUAUAAAAUAUAAAACCUACACUCUAUAUUCGUUAGGAGGUUUUGUUCAGCUCAUAAAACUAUUUACUGAUAAUGAGGUUCUAGGUUCACAACCUGUUUCAAAUGAUUAUUUAUAUAUGAUGUAUAGUCAAGUCAAUUUCUUAAUCAGAAACUCAAAUUUCACUCAAAAUACACAUUAUAAUGGCGGUUGCCUAAUUGAAGUUUCAGGACUAAAUUAACUAUAAGGGUACGGCAAUACAUUUUCAAGUAAUAACAAUGACUUCUAAUCAGCGAUAAAUAAUUAAAUUGGAGGAAUGAUUUGCAUGCUUCAAAGUAGCCCUGUAACUCUAGCUAACACUACAAAUAAUGAACCUAUUCUUAAUCUUAUGCAAUCAACAGUUACAGGUGACAAAGGAAUUCAUGUUUAAAACUAGCUAGUCGGUUCUUACAUUGAAAUAGGAGACAUGAAUUUUAUUGGGUUCUAAUCAUCGAAUUCAAUUUUAAUUUCAUCAGAUUCAGGCUAGGUAAAUAUGGAAGGUAACUUAUUUAACAGUUCAGUAGCAAUAAAUGGAUUGAUGAGCUUUAAAAGAGUAGGAAAACUUAUUCUUCAAGAUUUACAAGUUUUAUAAUCGUUCCCUUACACAAUAUAUCUUGAGAGCGCAUACAAUUAUUAGCUGAAUGGAUUAACAAUUUAAAAUAAUAAUUUGAAUUUAUUCUCUAGUUACAUCUUAUCUAAAAUGAACUAAUAGGAUUAUACAAAUUUGAUAAACAGUGGAGUACAGGUUUUGUAUUUAUACAGAUCAAGAGGUAUAAUGCUCAACAGUAAUUUUAAUAAUAAUUUAGUUUCAAGUGCUUCUGUAGCCUUAUUAAGAGAUAACAGUUUACUCACAGCUACAAAUCUAAAUGUUACAAAUAACCUUGCUUAAAAUAUUGGAAGUAAUUUUUAUGUCACAGAUACUUCAGUUCUCAAUUUAGUUCUCUCCAAUUUCUAGAAUAACACUUCUUUGCUAAACGGAGGAUGUUUCUUUAUAUAAAACUCUUAUUUUAGCAUUAGUUAAACAAAUGUUUCAUUUUGUUAAUCAAAAUAAAAUGCUGGAGUUGGAAGAAUAGAGCAGUCUAUUGUAGAUAUUAGCAACUCAACAUUUUAAAAUAACACUGCUCUUCAAGAAGCAAGUUUGUUAUAUUCAAUUAGUUCAGACAUAAAUAUCAAGUUUUCAAAAUUUUUCAAUAACUCAGCUAAUUCGUGUGGUAUUAUAGCAAGUACUGUAAAUCUUUUCAUCCUUGGUUCCAAUUUUACUGGGAAUAGUGCAAAUAUAAAAACAAAGAAUAUAUAUGCCACAUAAUCAACUCUUUAACUAUAAGACUCUUUUUUCAAUGAUACUCAGCCAAUCAAUCAGGUUUCAGGGGCAUUCAUUUAGUUAUUUAAAAGUACAGGCUAAAUAUCUUCAUCUCAAUUCUAUAAUGGUUAAUCAAACUAUGGUGGAGCAAUUAUGGUUGAGGCUUUUUCUGAUGUUCAAGUAGAUUCUUGCUUAUUUAAUAAUAAUUAUGCUGUCUAGUCUGGUGGAGCUAUAGCAAGCUCUAGUUAUUUAUCAGUAUCUAAUAGUAACUUUACUUUAAAUUAAGCCUCUCUUAAUGGAAAUGAUGUAUUCAUAAAAUGCUAAGAUGAUUUUCUAGUCACAAAUGUAAGAGUCAACGCUUCAUUGGGUAUCAGCUUGUAUGUUUGGGCUAGAUCAUUUUAAGCUUACUAGCUUAACAUAACUGGUAACUCUUCCCUAAUUUAAUAAAAUUAACUAAACUAAAUGAAAGGUGUGUACUUAUUUUAAACUCCAUCAUCUAUAGUAUAAGAUAGUUAUUUCUCUAAUCUAUUCUCGAUAAAAGGGUCUGCACUCAAUAUAGUAAACUUGCUAAACUAACAAGUAAUGAAGACACAAAUAAUCAAUACUGUUUUUACAACAAACUAAGCACAAUAAGGAGGAGCUCUUAAAAUAGAUGGGUUGACAAAUACUUAUAUCAUAGAUACUAAUUUCUACAACAAUAUAGCCUAUUAUUUUAAUGACACUAUAGGAACUGGUAAUGGAGGAGGCAUACAUUAUUCAUGUCCUCUUACCUUCAGUUACUGCUCCUUGUAAAUUGUUAGAUGUAGUUUUAUCGAUAAUUAAGCUGAAAUGGAUGGAGGUGCUAUCAAAUUUGAUUAAUCAGAGGUCUCAAUUGAUUUUUAAACAUAAUUUGCUAAUAACUACGCCAUAUAUGGACCUGACAAAGCAUCUUAUCCUAUACAUCUCUAUAAAACUAACAGUACCAACUAAUCAGCAAUUUCUGAUUUUUAGAAUCCAAAUGCUUUUUCUUCUGGAUUUCAAAAAUUAGUAGAAGAUUCUUAUAACUUUGAAGCAGAAGUAUCUGGCUAGAAAUUCGAAAUAUAUUAUGCUCUUGUUGAUCAUUAUGGAAACAUUGUCCUAACUGCUAAUUCAUCUUACGCCAGAUUUUCUACAUUCUCAUCGGGAGUAUAUUUGGAGAGUGGAAAUCAAGUUUCUAAAAAUGGUUAUUUUAACUUUACAGACUUUGUCGUUACAAUAAAUCCAGGAGAUACUUUACAGAUGAUGAUAGAAACGGAUUCUAUUCCAGAUGAAUGGUUAGAAAAAGCUCGUAAUUUACAGCUUAAGUCUUAGCGUCUGCGCUAAUUAUAGUAAGGAUAGUCUUUAGAUUUAUUAAACUUAAAUAACUCAAAAGGAACAGUCCCAGUAUAUGCUUAAUUCCGUAAAUGUAAAAUUGGAGAGAUUUAAGAUUCUAAUAAAUGUGUACCUUGUAGUUAUAACAAAUACUCCAAUGUUGCUAAUAUUACUGAAGGUUCAGUCUAAUGCAAAGAAUGUUUAUAGAAUUCAUUUUGUGAAGGACUCAAUAAUGUAGCUCCUCUUUCAGGGUUUUGGAGAUUGACAGAUAUAAGCGAAAAUUUUAUGUAAUGCCCUAAUGCAUAAGCCUGCUUAGGUGGAGUAGUUGAUGGAGAAAUAAAUUCAAAUACUGGUUCUUGUGAAGUUGGUUAUGAAGGAAAUCUUUGUUUAGCAUGCUCUGAUGGUUAUGCUAGAUAUGGAUAAUCUGAAUGUGUAAUUUGUUAAAAUAAUAUUCUGUACAACGUUAGAGCCAUCGUGACAAUAAUAAUUACUUUAGGAAUGAUUUCUCUUGGUAUUAAAAACUAAUUGGAUAAUUAAGGUUCAUAAAAAGAUUACUCAAUUUGUUUGAUUAAAAUAUUUGGAAACUUCACUUAAACUAUUAGUAUUAUUUCUCUAUUUUAGUUGUAAUGGCCUUCUUCUGUUGGUUCUGUGGCUAGUAUCAACAAUUAAUACCUUGCAGCACCAUUACAAGUUUUCUCUAUGGAUUGCUAUUUCAGAGGAUUUGGAGUUAGUACUUCUUUGGUAAGAGUAUUUAUUACUAUUGUUACUCCUUUGGUUGUUAUGCUUUCAUCAAUCGUUUUCUUCUGCAUUUAUUAUUCGAUAAAAGUAGGAAUAAAGCUCUAUACAGAUAAAGAUUAUCAAAAAAAACUUAAAAAUGCAAUCAUCAUCACCCAGCUAGUCAUUAUUUUUGUAUUUCAUCCUCAAAUUGUCACAGCUUCGUUUUCUCUAUUCUAAUGCUAAUAAUUAGGAGAUAAUGCAAAUCCUUAAAAGUUUUCACAAAUAGAGCCUCAGCUUAAGUGUUUUGAAGGCGAGCACUUAAAUUGGGUUAAAUAUCUUGGUAUACCUUCUCUAGUACUAUGGGUUUUUAUUAUUCCCUUAAUCAUGGCUUUAGCAUUGUGGAAGUAUAAAGAUAUAAUAGAUAGACCUGAUAUUGUUGCCACUUAUGGAUUUAUUACAAAAGGUUACAGAGCAGAGUUUUUCUUUUGGGAAAUUGUUAUUAUGUAUAGAAAAUCUAUACUAGUCAUUGGAAGCAUAUUUUGGAAGUUAGAUCCUUUCCUAACAGGUCUAAAUAUAUUACUCUAUCUUUUCUUUUGGCUAAUAAUUUAAUAAAAAUUCUAACCUUUCUUAACUGGCUAACUAAAUAAAGUGGAAGAAUACUCUUUACUCACAUCUGUAUUCUUCAUCUACUUUUCUCUUUACUUUAUUGUUGACCAACAUGGAUCAGUGAUUAGUAUUUUGAUGAUAAUUUUGCUUAUGGUUACUUAUAUUGGAUAUUAUGCAUAUUUUGGCUUGGUUUAUUCUAAAUAAAAGAUAAUUGAAGUCACAGAAACUAUUACAAACCUUUCUUAAGAAGUCAAACAUCCAUUUUUAGUAGUUGUAUUUGGCAGAUUAGCAGAGAUAAAAAUUUUAUCAUGUGCUAAAAAUUGGUUUUUAGAGCAAAAAGAACUUGUUCAAGCUGCUAUUUUAAGAUAAAAAGUCCAGCAAGAUGAAAAACUAAACAAAGAAAUCUAAAAUUGCAGUAAUUAGCAUGUAGUUAAGGAUUAAAUAAAGGAAGUAGUUUAAUAGUAGUCAAUAAGUUAAAUUAGCCAAUAAGAUGUCUUUUUGUAAAUAAAAAAGAAAAAUAAGGAGCUAUUUUAAGCAGCUUAAAAAUUCACUGAUAUCCUAUUAAAAAAGAAUGAAAAAAUAUAAAUUAAUGAUAAGUUAAAAAAUUUGGCAAAGAAGGUAAGGCAAAAAAAAGAAGAUCAUGAUGACAUGAUACCUCUUAAUUAAGACUUUUAAAAUGCAAAAGAAAUUACAAUAUAAGAGGAAUAAAAUUCUUUUGAAGAUGAAGGAAAUAUAAAUAUUUGA